UAAUUUAUUUGAAUCGCUGCAUCGGAAAGAUGAGGAGCAUCGUAGUGGUUCUAGCUCUAACCGUCUCGGCCUUUGCGGCCAAGGACUAUAGUGGAUACCAAGUUCUUCGUGUUACUCCUCGUACGGAUGAACACAGACAAUGGCUGAGGGAUAUGGAGACCAGUAUGGCCGAUGAGCUCGACUUCUGGUCUGACGUCAAGAAUAUCCCGGGUAGUACAGUGGAUAUCAUGGUACCAAAUCGACUUCGAUCCAACUUGCUAGAUCUCUUCAAUGUUAAAAGGAUGCAAGUUAGCACCAUGAUCAAGGAUGUCGGUCAACUUAUCCGUGAUCAAGAAAAGGAGAGGAUAGAACGACAGCUUUCGACUCAAGAUCUGAGCACAUUUGACUAUACAGUAUACCACGAUUACGAUGAGAUCCAACAAUGGGUAGUGGAUAUUGUUAACGAAUAUUCAACAAUCGCAACCCGCUUCGAACUCCCUAAAACAUCGUACGAAGGUAGAACUAUCUCUGGCAUUAAGAUCCGAGGAACAGGUGGGGAUUCAGGCACUCGUAAAGGGGUGUACUUUGAAGGAGGUAUCCAUGCCAGAGAGUGGAUUUCACCUGCUACUCUCAUGUACAUCACAAAAGAACUUCUUGAAGACUAUGUGGCAGGUGAUGCUAGAGCCCUAAGAUUCUUUGACACGUUAGACUGGUACAUUGUACCUUCUCUCAACGCUGAUGGAUACACAUAUACCAUAACAGAUGAUCGGUUAUGGCGCAAGACCCGUUCAAACAACGCUGUCACAGGUUCUGGUUGCAUGGGAACAGAUCCUAAUAGAAACUGGCCAUAUGAAUGGGGAGGUCUAGGAACCAGUGCAUACCCUUGUUCCAAUGUCUAUCACGGAAUAAAUACUUUAAGUGAGAGUGAGGUCGAAGCCGUGGUUGAUUUUCUUCGAGACAAGAAGGACAAUGGUCAAGAUUUCUUGUGGUUUAUUGACUGGCACAGUUAUUCCCAGCUUGUCAUUUCUCCAUGGUCUUUCUCUGCCGAAGAGCCCGAUCCAAAUAACAUCGAUCAGUUGCAAGCUGCAGGAGAAGCGAUGGUUGAAGGUAUACGCAGCUACAGUGGAACUGAAUACACAGCAGGACCAACAGCUAAGUUAUUAUAUGCUGCUGCUGGUGCAAGCAAUGAUUGGGGUUAUGCACCAUACAAUUCUAAGAAGGACCAAGGUGGCCUGGGGGCUCCUUAUUCAUACGUGAUGGAACUUCGAGACACCGGUACAUACGGUUUUCUCCUACCAGAAGAACAGAUUGAGGACUCGGGCGAGGAAAGUGUACUUGGUGUAUACGCCAUGGGAACCUACAUCCUUGAUCAGGAAGGACUGUAGCCUGGUCAUAAUGAGGGGGGGGGGAGAACAAGAACAUUAUUUUGAUUCUAAGAAUGAUGGAAAAUGAAUAAGCGUCUAUCUUUUGCUCCAGUAUCAUCAUGUCAUUAAGGGGGGGGGGGGUCCUUGUUUUAAAUGAAAUUAUUUUGAAUUAUUAUCCACCAACGAAUUUUAGAUUACAAAGAUAUGAAAAGAUGGAAUGGGCAACUUAAUACAGUGCAAAUACGAGAGGUGUAAAGUUUUGUCGACAUUAAGGUUGACACGAAUCAGCUCUGUCGUCGAGUUAACUUACCUCUUAUUACAGAGGUUAUCGACAUUGGUAUAGAUUAUUAGCGUUGUUUGUGGAGAGGUCGACAUGAAUUAUUGACACAUCACUCGUUUCUCACUCAUUCUGAAUUGAUCUUGUCUAUUUGGAGUACUGUAAAACUUGCUUGCCAAUGAUUUUUGCUCAUUUGCCCAUAAGCCUAUGUAUGUUGCCUAUGAAUAAAACUAUGUCACAUGACACCAAAACC
This is a messenger RNA of Lytechinus variegatus (green sea urchin), 1873 nucleotides long. RefSeq names its product carboxypeptidase B-like. Lineage: Eukaryota; Metazoa; Echinodermata; Echinoidea; Temnopleuroida; Toxopneustidae. The coding region runs from base 30 to 1364 and encodes 444 amino acids. The record is from RefSeq and is a predicted model, not a curated record. Gene Ontology annotation, biological process: proteolysis. Gene Ontology annotation, molecular function: zinc ion binding; metallocarboxypeptidase activity. The transcript has 10 exons.